UUAAAGCGAGCCAACAUCGCAGCAACAGUUACUAGAAAAUAAACCACAAACCGGGAGUGUUAGAAGAAUCCUAAAGGUCCGACAAAUUGAAAAAUACAUUUCGUCAAAUUUUCCGUUUCAGGUUAUUUAUUUUAAAUUAUUUUUGUCCAACUCUUACAGUCACCAGACUAGAGUGAUUUUCCUUUGUCAAACAAAUAUAAAUUGCAUCAGUAACUUGAAUAAUGUCGUGUGACCAUAGCGGCGAGCCAACUUCGAUCGAUAAAGUCUGUCAAAUAAACUGUAACAUUGGAUCUACAAACUCCGAAGAUGGUAUUCGGAAGCAGUCGCUCUCCCCGGAUUAUACAUUAUCCCCGAAAAGGGACGGCAGUGCGACAGGAGCAAAGCCAAAACGCAAAUCACGUGGGGCACGAAGACGUCUAAACGCCAUGAUGAGUAACGUCUCGUUGCACUUCUCAGAUACUGAUUCCGAGGAUGAGCUAUCGGUGGUGAAGACCAAAGUGCGACAUCGCAGUCCAUCAUCGAGAGCUGUGAAUGGGGAGGAUGAGGGUAUAGCGCCUCCUCCUGUGAUCCAAGUGACGUUAGAGACGGCUGAAAGUGAGCCUGGUGAUUCUCACUGGGACGGAAUGGGCAUGAUAACGCCAAACAGCGACCGGAGAAGCAGUUUUGGGGAGGCGCUCACCGACGUCGAUGAAAUCUACUUGGACGAUCCGAAAUCGGAUAGCAAAGGCCUGAGCAUUCCUGAUCAAAGCCCUCAGGGAGAGACGGACGUGGAGGACAUGUCGAAUGAUGAGGAAGAAACCGAAGAGUCUAUCUUCAUCUUACCUCCCCAACUUGACAUUCUGAGGGAAUUUGGAGGGGGCACCAUCACCACUAAAGAGGGUGAUGGACCCUUCUCCGUCGAAGUGAGGAAUCAAAUGUCCUUCGACGAAGGAGACGAGCCCCGUCAAUGGGGCAAGAUGGAGCCAUUUCCCAAAGGACCUGACACUGACUCGGAAAACGUCGAUGUUUCGGAUGAGGAACCCGAGCUCGAGGGCGCCUGUUCCCAAAGAGACCUCAUGGAUUUCGAUCUUCUCGCUGCUUCCCAAAUCUUCAUGAAAAACGUCAACAAGACGGAGAAUGUACUCACCGUUCCCGAUCCCUAUGAAGACGGCAUUAGCGACAGUCAUACUGAUAUCGAAGACAUAGACUAAUUGUUGUUGUUGUUGUUGUUGUUGUUCGCCUAACUAAUGACAUUUUUAAUGAUUCAUUUAAUAACGCCGAUGAAACUCGCUAUAUUGAGGAUUCCUACCUAUUCAAAUCAUUGUUUUUUCUGGCAUUUUUACUCAUUAUUACCAGAGUUUUAAAAACAAUUUUGUGACUUUCUUUUUGCACCAUACGUUCGUUUGCUUUAGGGUGAAUGUUUGUACGUUACGAAAACUUGCAUGUUCUGUCAUCAUAUCACAUCACAUCGUUAAUUUGAUGAUAUAAGAUCAAUUAUUAACUUACUACGGCUUCAUUAAAGAGAGCAUAAUUUGUAUAAUGUACGUCUUUCAUAGAAUCACUUUCGAUGUGCUUUGAAACAUGAUUCUUUUAAUGUUAAUUGCAGACAGAAAUGCCGUCCUCAACAUUAUCAUUGGCAACCCAAUGGGAUAUUAAAUCAAAAUGCUUGAAUAAAUCGUCCACGAUUCAGAUUUAACUACUCUUAACACAAAUAUUACAGAAAUAUUCUGUAAGAAAUUGAAAAAAUAACAAUUAGAUUCAACUCAAUGAUUAUUAAUUGUACAAAUUAAAGCAUUUAAGACAGCGGAAACAAACAAAUAACUUGACAACUAAUUAACUAAUUAACUCUAGAAUAUUCUGUCAAAUAAAAAGAAGCUAAAAGUUGAUAAAAGUCUAUUGUAACUCAAUGUACCACACGAGAGAAAUUAAAGAGAAGAAAAACGAAAAAAACAAUACUGACAUAACAUGGUUCUAAUAAACAAAGUAACACGAG
Diachasma alloeum is the source of this 1972-nucleotide messenger RNA. RefSeq lists its product as uncharacterized. The coding region runs from base 222 to 1190 and encodes 322 amino acids. Lineage: Eukaryota; Metazoa; Arthropoda; Insecta; Hymenoptera; Braconidae. The record is from RefSeq and is a predicted model, not a curated record. The transcript has a single exon.